This is a messenger RNA of Cornus florida, 2013 nucleotides long. Its product is annotated as protein WVD2-like 7. The coding region runs from base 105 to 1736 and encodes 543 amino acids. The record is from RefSeq and is a predicted model, not a curated record. NCBI's taxonomy places the organism in Eukaryota, Viridiplantae, Streptophyta, Magnoliopsida, Cornales, Cornaceae. The transcript is spliced from 9 exons.
AAAUUUAUAAGUGCUGUUAGAGAACACUGAACAGAGACCAUAUAGACUAAAGAAAAAAAAAAAUACUCAAAGUUGGAUCAUUGAGCUUCUCAUACUGCAAAGACAUGGGAGAAUCAACUUGUCUCAUGCCUACGUUCUCUUAUGCUCCUGGCAUUUCCAAUGAAUCCAAACAGGGGAACCCAAUGCAUGCUCUUGGAGAGAGUGUUUCUUUUGGGAGAUUUGUGACAGAGUCCUUGGCUUGGGAAAAAUGGUCAACCUUCUCACACAACCGCUACGUCGAGGAGGCAGAGAGAUACGCGCAGCCAGGCUCAGUCGCGCAGAAGAAGGCUUUCUUCGAAGCUCACUACAAGAGAAUUGCUGCACAAAAGGCAGCAGCCUUGCUUGAGCAAGCAAAUGCUGCUAAUAACAACGCACCGGAACAAGAAGAGCGUGAAGACACGGUUUGUGAUCAUGUCACUGUCCCCCAAGAUUCUCAUCCGAUGAUUUUGGAUUCCCAAGAAAUUAUUGGUGAACAGCUUCAGGUCGAGGCCCCAAAUGUUGAGGCCAAUUUCAUUGCCAAUGCUAAUGGGCAUAAUUCAAGUGUUACACUAGAUGAACUAGGACAAGAGCGGGAAGUUCAAAUGGAGAAUUUCACCAACAAUGAAUCUUCAUCAAACCAGCUUGAGAAUGCUGAGAAUGACAAUUUGGUUUCUGAAUUGGAGCUUAGUGGACCACGCCAAAUGGAGAAACCUUUGUUAGAGUUGAAUUUGAACUCUGACCAGGAUGUUGCACCAGUGAUGAGCAAGAAGAAAUCAGCACUUUCUUCCCUAAAGUCAUCAGUUUAUCGUAGAGCAUCUAAAAUUCCGAGUUCACCUGCCAAACACAUGGCUUCCAUUCAUCCCCAAAAGGAAAACAAUGUCACUCCAAUCACAGUGGACCCUAAAAUUGCCUCUACGGAUAAGAAGAGAUCAACUCGAAAAUCGCUUCAUUCGUUGAUUAAUUUGACCCCUGCCAGAGAAUCCGAUAAAGCUAGUAGUACCCCGGGGAUACGGAAGAUUGAAAGUUCAAGGGUUGCUUCUAGUUCUUUAAAGGCACCUAACGAUUGUGUGACUCCUCUAAGAACUCCAACCAUGGCACAUGUGAAUGGGGCAACAAAGCACAAUCCUUUAACAACACCUAGUUCAGCAAGUAAGAGGGCUAGAACACAACUUGAUCCCUCAUUCUCACAAAGUAAAACAACUGAACCAAAAUGGCACAUCCUAUCUGCAGUUAGUUCCAAGUCCAUAAGUGCCUGCCGAAACAAAUUACAGUCACCGGCAUUAUCUUCUCCUUUCAAGUUGAGGACAGAGGAAAGAGCUGCGAGAAGAAAACAGAAGCUUGAAGAGAAAUUCAAUGCUAAGGAGGCACAAAAAGUGCAGAUUCAAACAAAAUUCAAGGAGAAAGCAGAAUCAGAAAUUAGAAAAUUGCGUCAAACCUUCUGCUUCAAAGCGCGGCCACUGCCUGACUUUUACAAGGACAAGGAAACGCCAAAGAAUCAGAUAAAGAAGACUCCAUUGACACGGCCUCAGUCACCCAAGCUAGGAAGAAAGCCAAGUUCCAGCACAAUGCAAAGCUCUCUAGCAUGCCGGACGCCUAUGUCCAAUACCAGUGGCUUCAAGAAUGCCUUGAAAAAGAAUAGUCGAAUCCCAACUCUUUCGCUCAAUUCACAGCCUAAAAUGAUUAUUUAUGAGAGCACAUCCCCAGAUAUUCAGCAUUGAUCAGUAAAAACAAGUGUUACUGCAUUUCAGGCUACGACUGAAAAUUGUAGGUGCUGAAAGCUAAAGGCUACGAUGACGGGUAAAUAACAUGGAGGCUGAACUCCAUAGUAGCAUUCCCUUGUGAAAAUCAGAGUGAAUUUAUUGUCCUUGAUCAGUUUUCUUUCAGCAUUAGUUUGUUACUAUUCAGAAGAUUUGGAAAUAUUGUAAAAUUUAUUUGCUUUGUAACUUAACUGAGCAGCAAUUUAUGUAAGCUGAGCAUUCCAGCCUCUAAACUGAA